CUUAUUAAAGUUAAACUCCUGAGCUUCAAUUAGCUCAAGGUUUUAUUAUGUUUAUUUAGUGGAAGAGGAACGAUGUUGACGUCUGCAGUGGAAAUGAGACCAGAAGAUCUUCAGAUGUUAGAGAGGUCAGAGUUUCGUUCAGCAGAAUGAAGAACUGUUCCUCGUCAUCCAGAACCUCGGACCAGCAGAGCUUUAUGAUUCUGGCUUUCAUCACUGACAAACCGUCUGAGUGCGCUCAGCUCAUACGGUUAUGACAUCACAUCCAGGAGGGUUCUGGACCUGCUAGCUGGUCCGUUACCUUCUCGCCCCGAGACGAGACGAUGACGGCGCGUUGACUGGAGCUGAGAGCCACCAGACCAAACACUGGCUGCCUGAUAGACGCUCAGCAGAUGGAGGGAAGAGUCACGGUUCAGCCGAGAGUUUUAACCCUCACUCAGUCCCAGCCGGCUGCAGGGUGGAUGUGAGCGGUGCGUCACCGGCGGAGAGGGAGGCGGAGAGAGAGGGAGGAGGCAGCUGUACUUAUGGUAGGAGGCUCAGAGAGUCGCAGCAGAAAGAGACCGGCCCACUCCGAUAAAAACCAUUCAACUGGUGAGCGAGAGAGCGCACUCAACUCUGACGGAGCGAGAGAGGGAGGGAGCAGCAGAGGUAAAGAGAGAGAGGAACUCCCUUCAUCUGGGAUAACUUAGUCCUCUCUAACACACACACUCUGCAGAGAUUCACCCCAGGAACAGCCUCCGUCCUGCCGCUUUGCUUCAUCCAUUCAGAGUUUCUCCUCUUCUUGUUUUCUUAUUUCUUCUCUUUCUUUCUUUCAUGACGCCUCCACAUUUUGCAGCCAUCUGUCCCUGACAAAAAGAUAAGGAUUACUCAUUUUCUCCCUUGCCGUUGUGUUUUCUCUCUCGUUCCUUUGCAGUUUUUCCCUCGUUUGGCAGGUGGACUGUGAGCUGAGCUCAACUUUCAGCUUCCAAACUUCUGAGCAAAGAGACGAAGGCAGCAGGACCGAGCACAGCAACUCUUCCUCUGGACUGAAUUUUCAUCGACUUUUGGACUUUUUGGCCUCUGCCUGUCCCUCUGGUUGGUGGCAACAUGUCGGUGUUACCGUUCCUCGGCUGGGCCCUUCUGGUUCUGGUUCUGGUCCAGGGCGGUGGAUCCUCAGCGGACCUGCCCUCCAGCCCGCUGUCCCUGACGCCGCAGUCGCUGCCGGACGCCUCCAGCGCCCACUGCCCGUCCUGCGCCCUGGCCCGGAUGAGGCGCGACGACGGGCCGGAUGGCGACUCGCCGGCGUAUGUGGAGGAGAAGGCGGCGCAGCAGGACGUGGUGGAGGCGGUGAAGAGGCACAUCCUCAACAUGCUCCACCUGCAGGCCCGGCCCAACAUCACCCGGCCCGUGCCGCGCGCCGCGCUGCUCAACGCGCUGCGCAAGCUGCACGUGGGGCGAGUGGCCGAGGACGGCAGCGUGCAGAUCGAGGGGGAGGAGGAGGCGCGAGGGAGGGGAGGCAAGGGGGGAGGAGCGGCAACGGCGGCCGGAGCUCGGGCGGGAGACGGCGGCGACGCGCCGGAGACGACGGAGAUCAUCACCUUCGCCGAGGCUGGUGAGUCCCAGGGCCUGGUGAACUUCGUCCUGUCUAAGGACGGAGGCGACAUGUCCCUGGUGGAGCAGGCCAACGUCUGGCUCUUCCUCCGCUUGGCCAAAACCAACCGCAGCCGAGCCAAAGUCACCAUCCGCCUGUUCCAGCAGCGUGGACACCUCGGCCCGCCGCAGGACGAGGUCCUGCUGGCCGAGAAGACGGUGGACACGCGGCGCAGCGGCUGGCACACCUUCCCGGUGUCCGCGGCGGUGCAGGCGCUGCUGGAGAGCCGGCGGAGCAGCGCGCUGAGCCUGCGGGUGUCCUGCCCGCUCUGCAGCGACUCCGGCGCCACGCUGGUCCUGGUCUCCGGCGGCAACCAGAGGGAGCAGUCCCACCGGCCAUUCCUCAUGGCCGUGGUGCGGCAGGGCGACGCUCGGCGGCGCAGGAAGCGCGGCCUGGAGUGCGACGGGAAGGUGAGGGUCUGCUGCAAGAGGCAGUUCUACGUCAACUUCAAGGACAUCGGCUGGAGCGACUGGAUCAUCGCGCCGUCCGGUUACCACGCCAACUACUGCGAGGGCGAGUGCCCGUCUCACGUGGCGAGCAUCGCGGGCUCCACGCUGUCCUUCCACUCCACCGUCAUCAGCCACUACCGCAUGCGGGGCUACACCCCCUUCCAGAACCUGCGGUCGUGCUGCGUGCCCACCCGGCUACGCGCCAUGUCCAUGCUCUACUACAACGAGGAGCAGAAGAUCAUCAAGAAGGACAUCAAGGACAUGAUCGUGGAGGAGUGCGGCUGCUCGUAAACACUCGGACCCGAACGGGACGGACCGAACCGGACCGGAGAGGACGGGGGAGGCGGCAGCGCCCGCCUUCCUCCGGGUCGCUCUCUGGGACGGAAACUCGUCUCCAGACUUGCUGAGUCAAACUCAGCCAGAGUCUCGAUGGCACUUUCUGAAAAACCAGGAAAAA
Poecilia latipinna (sailfin molly) is the source of this 2533-nucleotide messenger RNA. Its product is annotated as inhibin beta A chain-like. Gene Ontology annotation, cellular component: extracellular region. Gene Ontology annotation, molecular function: hormone activity; cytokine activity; growth factor activity. The coding region runs from base 1084 to 2367 and encodes 427 amino acids. The transcript has 2 exons. The record is from RefSeq and is a predicted model, not a curated record. NCBI's taxonomy places the organism in Eukaryota, Metazoa, Chordata, Actinopteri, Cyprinodontiformes, Poeciliidae.